Messenger RNA from Opisthorchis viverrini, 486 nucleotides. RefSeq lists its product as hypothetical. The record is from RefSeq and is a predicted model, not a curated record. The transcript is spliced from 3 exons. Bases 1 to 486 code for a protein of 161 amino acids. NCBI's taxonomy places the organism in Eukaryota, Metazoa, Platyhelminthes, Trematoda, Opisthorchiida, Opisthorchiidae. Gene Ontology annotation, molecular function: clathrin-cargo adaptor activity. Gene Ontology annotation, cellular component: membrane coat; intracellular membrane-bounded organelle; AP-1 adaptor complex. Gene Ontology annotation, biological process: vesicle-mediated transport; intracellular protein transport.
AUGCGCCUUCAGAAAUGGUACAGUUCUUAUUCGGAUAAGCAAAAGAAGAAGAUCCUGCGUGAGAUCACAUCGCUCAUAUUUGCCAGAAAACCCAAAAUGUGUUCAUUUUUGGAAUGGCAAGAUAUGAAAAUAGUGUAUCGCAGAUAUGCAAGUUUGUACUUUGCUUGCGCUAUCGACACCACCGACAACGAACUCAUCACGCUGGAAAUAAUACACCGUUAUGUGGAAAUCCUGGAUAAGUACUUUGGGAACGUGUGUGAACUAGACAUUAUUUUCCAUUUUGAGAAGGCAUAUUUCGUACUAGAUGAGUAUCUCCUGGCCGGAGAAGUACAAGAGACUGGAACACGAGAGAUUCUCCAGGUGAUUGAUGCUCAGGACAUCAUACAAGAGGUGGGUCAUUUAGUUUUUGGUAUCACAUUCUAUCCUUCUUCUGUUAUGCAGGAUGAAGUACCACAGAAACUGUUUGAAGAUCAAAGUCUGAAUUGA